Molecule: messenger RNA, 1602 nt
Organism: Gekko japonicus
Lineage: Eukaryota; Metazoa; Chordata; Lepidosauria; Squamata; Gekkonidae
Product: poly [ADP-ribose] polymerase 14-like
Exons: 5
Coding region: 52-1515 (487 amino acids)
Biological process (GO): negative regulation of gene expression
Cellular component (GO): cytoplasm; nucleus
Molecular function (GO): NAD+ poly-ADP-ribosyltransferase activity; transcription corepressor activity
Source: RefSeq, a predicted model, not a curated record
AAUGUCACCAGGCCAGAACUAGCAUUAGUUGGGGAGAAUCUCGUCCACAUAAUGGACUGGGAUCAUCUUGAAGUGAACAUCCAGGUCCAGCCAGACAGCCAGAUCUUGUCCCUGAAGGUGAGCGGCGUCCAGAAAUUUGUGAGGGAAGCCAUACCAGUCAUGAAAACGGACUUGGAUUCUCUGGUGCUCGGUAAGCUGCCCCUGAAGAAGGUGGCUCUGGGUGAAUACUUCUCUGGGGCUGGAGCAGAGACGCUGCACGAAAUGGCCCAAGAACAGCAUUGCAUUGCGAGGUUGGAAAUGCAGAGGAGCCCUGGCCGUUGUGAUGGGGUCGCCAAUACCAGUGGAGACGGGGAGCAAGGUUUGGCGGAGAUCAGCUGUGCUGUGAUCCACGCAGUAGGCCAGCAGCGUGAUGUGACCUUGUUCAAGCAAGACGUGGCCGAUUUCCUUGCCGAUUUCCACGAAGAAACCGUCUGCAGCACAGAGCUACCGUCCUUUGGUGACGAGGCCCUCCACGACCUCUGCAAGAACACCCCGCACCAGUUUCCCGUCGCUCUCUGUUACCUGAGAGAGAAAGUCGUCCGGGUUUGUGGUUCUCGAGAAGACGUCGAAGAUGUCCUGGGAGCCAUUUACGCCAAGAUAGAGGAAGCCACUCAUGCAAAGAUCGAGCAGGACCAUCAGGAGUGGUUGGAGUCCAAACUUCUGCACGAAACCGUCCAGUGGCACCACAUGACCGAGGCUGGCUGGUCCACCUUUGACACGGCGACCAACUACCACCUGGAGAAGGCCUACCGGAAGAAGAAAAGGAAGGCACAGCUGCAGUGGGAGGGACAGGAAAUCAGGAUAGACUUGCUCAAGAAUGAAGCCUUCGCGCCAAGCCCUGGGGCCACGUUCAAGUUACGGAGGGAAAUUUGCUUGUGGGACAAGAAUAUCGCCCCGCACUGGGAAGCUAUGGAUCAGUGUCUGGUGAAGAAAGUGGAACUCCAGAAAAGCUCGGAAGAAUAUCAGGACAUUGUAAAGAAUUUCAUUCGGACUGGCGGUGGCUUCAAAAUUCUAAAAGUGGAGAGAAUCCAGAAUCGCUACCUGUGGGUGUCCUAUUGCUGGAAACGCAGCUGGAUGGAUAAGAAGAAUCCGGAAGGGGUGCAGAAUGAGCGGAUCCUCUACCAUGGGACGUGCCCGGAGAACUCGCGUUCCAUUCAAGAGAUUGGUUUCAAGAGUGCCUGCAGGAAGGUGGGCCUCUACGGCCAGGGCAUUUAUUUUGCAAAGAAUGCCGACCGUUCUGCUUUCUACGCCAAACCCGAUUCCGAGGGGCACCGGUUUGUGUUCCAGACUCGAGUCCUGACCGGAGAGUACACGGGCGGGGGAGAAAAGAUGGUCCUCCCACCCAUGAAGCCCGGGGGGAAAGGCCGGUAUGACAGUCUGGUGGAUGUCCUCAGCAAGCCAGCCACCUUCGUGACUUUCUUUGAUGACCACGCCUACCCCGAAUACCUGAUCACUUUCUGUGGGUCACCCCCCUGACAGCGGCUGCGAGGGAACGGAGGGGACAGGACUGAAUGCAGACACUGCUUUAUGCUGAACUCAGGGUUCGAAAAGGAGGACAUUCCA